CGAGGAUGUAACAAAUCGCAAAAGAAGGAGCUUUUAAAAACCGAUUUUGUGAUCGAAUGUAGGACCAAGUUCACUGUGGAUUCCAUCUUCAACUGAUCUGUGAUGUUUGCCAAAUUGAAAAAGAAGAUAAAAGAGGAGGGGGGUGUUGCCACAGAUACCAACCUCUCUCCCGCUGGACCAGGGAUUGCUAGUCCUGUCAGGAAAGAUGGUGUUGGGUCUCCAUCCGGGAGGACAAGUGGACGACUGUUUAAUGCAAAUACCAAUGGAUCCGGGGAGGAGAGUUCCAUAUCUAGUUCCAAUGGAGCCCAGGAAGAGGGCGGGAGCAAGGAUGGUGGGACGAAGGAAGAAGUGCUGUCAUUGCUCAUGAAGAGGACGGAACAAGUCAAAAAGCUGGAGGGUAAAAUCAGCGAAUUUGCCGCCACCAUCAAAGAGAAGAAUAAGACAAUUGAAAAAUUAGAAACGAAUCUAGAAAAAGAAAAACAAGAUAAUGAGAGAAAAAUUGAGGAGAUGUCACACGAACAUUCCCAGAAUGAGGAAAAAAUGCGGCUGAAGUUUGAAGAAGAAGUGGGCCAGAAGGAAAUAGAGAUAAAGGCAAAAUUACGCUCCAAGUUUGCUUCUUUAGAAAAGGAGCGAUCUUCGCUGGAGAAGAAAUUAAAGGAAGCGAACGCAUAUAAAGAUCGUUAUUUCAAGAAAGAGGAGGAGAGUGACGAGUUCCAGGAUUUGACGAAGCAGGAGCUGGCCAAAGUGAAACAUAUGCUGCUGAACACUCAGGAAGACCUCUUAGCGUGCGAGUCCCGUCUCAAGGAGAAGAUGGACGAAUGUGAAAAUAUGACCAAGCAAAUGAAGGAUUUAGAAAACGAAGUCGAAACGCUUAAACUUGAAGUUGACUUUAAUAAUUUAGACAGAGAGAAAAUGGAUGAGGAGAAACAAAAAUUAUUUACAGAGACGAACAAGUUUAUUUCAUCAAUAACAAGUCUAGAAAACCAGAUAUCUAGUUUGAAGCAGGAUUUACAAGAGAAAUGUACAUCCCAUUCUAGUAUGGAGCAGACGCUUGCUCAUCUGCAAGAUGAGCACCAGACGCUGCAGAGAAAUAGUGACGUUUACAAAAAUAAGACCGUUGCCUUACUAAGUGAAAAGGAUGAGCAUAUCACGCAUCUUCAGGAGCGUGUGGACACGCUGGAGCAGAGGCUGGAGGACUCGGGUCUCUCAGGGGAUGAACAAGCACACGCCCUUAAAAAAGAGCGUGAUAUUUUAGAAAACAAGUUGACUGAAGCCAGGCAACAGUUAACGGACAUCAAGACGACGUGGAGUGACAAAAUAACGCAUUUGGAAGAACAGAUCUCGCAUUUGAACACAAAGAUAGUUGAGGACAGUGAGGAGUUGAUGUCCAGUCAGCGUGCGGCAGAGACCAUGAGAGAGGGCUUCCAGAGACAGAUUGAGGACUUACAGUGUAAAUUAGAGGAGGCAGAAAAAAGAGGCUUAGAGGGGACAGAAUUGGCCAAUAUUAAAGAAAUACAAUUAGAAAAACAGAAGCACAAUUGGGAGCUUGAACUGAAGAAAGCGCAGCAACACGCAUCCAAUAUGGAGAAAGAUUUACGGGAGAAAAACGACGCCUUACAAUCUCGACUCAAUACGUUACAGAAAACGUUUGAUUCGGAAAAAAGUGCAUAUCAACAAAAAAUUACUCAUUUAGAGAACACGAUCGACGACUCGUUGGCCAAGGAGAUCGAGACGGAGAAACAAAUCACGCAGUUGGAGGACCAAAAACAGGCGCUCAAGAAUGAUCUCACGGCUAAAGAGCGAGAGUGCAACCAGACCAAACACCAGUUAGAAUUCGCCAACGUGGAACUGGUCAAAAUGACCGAUUUAAAAAACAGCACAGAGGAAGAUCUUUUAUCUCAUAAAGAACAGUCGGAAAGUUUACAAAAGUCAGUAAAGUCGAAACAACAGAGUUUUUCAGACUGUAAAAAAGAAAAAGACGAGUUUAUGAUGAGAAAUGCUGAGUUAUCGCAACAGCUGGAGACGAUUCGGCGGUCGAGUACGGCUGACAUUCAGGACCUACAGAGGGCGCUACGGGACAGUACGGAGGAGCUGUCGUCUGUCCGAGAACAGCUCAUCAAGAUGGAGGAAAAGAUGAAGGAUCUGGAGAGUGAGCGAGAGUCUGUGUUCGUCAAUAUCGAGACGGAGGAAAUCGCCAAAUACAAGAAAGCGACGGAAGAUCUGGAAGAACAGCUAGCGGAGAAAACUAAGACGAUAAAAAUGCAACAGCAACGCCUGACCGACCUCAAAAAGACGUUACAGCGCGAACUCAAGGUGCAGUCGCUGCCGAACGACGAGCCAGACGCCCGGGAACCCGAACCCAGCGUGCCGAAGCCCAAUCAGAAUCGCUCGGAUCCAAAAGUGCCGCCGAAUAAAUCGGCGUUAAAUUCGAAUAAUUUUGACAUUGAUUAUUACAAUUCACAUCCUAUGCCGUCGUCGAUGAAACUCGACAUGGGUCCGGAGGUCAAUUUCAAGUAUUUAAAACACGUGGUGCUGAAAUUUAUGCUGAGUCGGGAAUCUGAGGCCAUCCACCUCGUGAAGGCCAUCUCGACGUUGUUACGCUUCAAUCGCGAGGAGCAGGCGCUGAUCAGGGAGACGCUGGAGUGGAAGAUGUCGUGGUUUGGAAGCAAACCCGCACUCGGGAAGGGACAGAGUGCCAAAAUCAUUCCAUCGUCAUAGUAUGCUAGAACCAACCAGUGUUAGUUCAGCGUUUUCAGGAUGAGUCUUAAGGGUUGACCAUACGUACCACCAUUUUGGCUAGAACUUGAAAUCUAAAAGCGAUUAAAUCUCUUUCAAAACAAAGUGAAUGGCAACUUCAAGGGCGGGAGUCUGUUCUUUGUCUUCUAGAGAAAAGCCUCACAGGUUUUAAACAGGCAUUCACUUCAUUUUGAAGGAGUUAUAACUGAUUUGGGAUUUCAGGUUCUAGGCAAAAUGUUGGUACCUAUAGCCAGCCCUUAGUCUGACAGAUUCUUUGAUAAAGCUGUACAGAGCUGAAAACGUGUUCAGAUGUCAUAUAUUGAAUCCCCUACCUACAUGUAGCCGAGUUUACUAUCUUUUAAAAAAAUAGCAAUGCUUUUGCGCGAAUUCGCCUCUUUCCAAAUGAGCGUCGCUUGUUGCACUUCGCCAAGCUAUAGGGUCAGGCUCUGUUGAUUUUGACUUGAUGUUGGAAACUUCAAAGGCUGACCCCAUAACUUGCCCAUUUUAUUGCCCCACGAGUGAAUACACCAAAUGCUACCCUCCAGUUGGCCAUUGAAUUAUUCAACACUCCACUGGCAGGCCUCUGUACUUGGACGUUAAACUGGGAGUGAGGGGCUGAAACGUAGGCCAAAACCGUAUGCAUGGCCAUGGGUUUGGGGCCGAAAUUUUGCGUUGCACAAUAUUUCUUGAUCCAUUACUGUGCUUCGUAGCAGAAACUUGCAAAAUGAUAGGCCUACUCGGACAUUAUUGUGAGAAGCAAUAGGUGUGUUUCAAAAAUUAUCUAUACGGUCAUAUGAAGCUGAUUUUCAUACAUUUUCUAAAAACAUAAUGUGAUACCAUUGCUCUGGUCUGUAUACAUUUUCUCUCCUUUUGAUAAAUUUUCAAAUUGUCAAGACUGUAUAAAACUUUGGAAUAUAAAAACAAUUUGUUCAUAUGAAUAUUAUAAAUUAUUAGACUCUGGGAUGUGUAUCUUUAAAUAAGUAACUCAUUCAGGUUAUUUGUUUUUGGAAAUGCAAGUUGCCUAUAAAUUGUUAUUUGUCUAUUUUGUUAUUUUGAAUCGUACAUGCAAGUGUUUACAUAUAUUUCCUGGCAAGUUCAGACCCAAUCUCCUUCUAAAGGCAAGAUACAGGGGCUCCCUCUUGAAGGAAGUUGUUUUGAAAUGACCAUGUUCAUGAAUUUUGGGAGUUGGUGCAAAAUGCUGCUCUUUCAUACCUUUUACUUGACCCUCUGGAAGGCUGUACUAAUGAAAACAUAAGAUGAAUAGGGGGAAAGGGGGGCAAAUCGAUUUGUCUUCAUUUGUAGAAACUGUGAUAGGGGGGUUUGGGUUGUAAAUACAAAAGGUAAGGUAAAGUGGUGCACUCAUCACGCUACAGUGUCGAAAACAGCUGGUGAUAUUACAUUCAUGCACGCAGAUACUAAAGCUAUAAUUGUACCACCUUACCUAGUAUUCACAGAACCAUUCAACUUGGUAAUUAAGAUGUAAACAUUACCAUGGCUAUAAGUGUACCACCUAACCUUACUGAUAUUGGUGAAACCAUUUAACGUUAAUGUUAUUACUGGGGUAUAAUUGUACCACCUAACUUUAUACUUGUAUUGGCGGGACCAUUCAACUUGGUAAAGAAAAAUGUAAACAUUACCAUGGCUAUAAGUGUACCACCUUACGUUACUGGUAUUGGCGGGACCAUUCAACUUGGUAUACAAAGAUGUAAACAUUACCAUGGCUAAAAGUGUACCAUCUAACCUUACUGAUAUUGGUGAACCAUUCAACUUGAUAAACACGAUGUAAACACUUGCAUAUUUCUGUGAUAUGUCAUCGCCAUUGUAUCUUCAAAUCAUGUUCCCAGUCAAUCAGUUCUAAAUCUCUUGUUAAAAAUUUGACUUUCGAACUUGAAUGUGAGAAUUUCCAAUUUAGAGGGGAUUUGCUGAAGACUUACUUCAAUAAUACUAGGCAUGCCAAAUUUCGUUAUGUUUGCAUGAAUAAUUACAGCUAUGUUUAUUUAUAAUUACUUGUGGAAUACAUGUUAACAAUGUUCAUGGACAGACUAUGCCUUUAAAAUGGGCCGUAACUUAAUCUAGACAAGGGAUUUGAUUGUGGUCGCGAGGUUUCCAUUCUUUGCAGUAAAGAGCCCGCAAACGACCGAUUUAAAUUGCGGCAACCUGCGAUCAUGCAUCAGAGUCAUGACUGCACUUGUGGUCGGAAUGCAGCAGCUGAUUGGUUAAAUUGGAAUCACGCGUCACGUUGUUAUGGCUCUGUUGCAGGUCGCGGUGACUAAGAUCGGUCGUUUGUGCGGCACAUUGUCACUUGGUGUUGUUUUGGAAUGAGGCCUGAUUACAGAGGUCAAAUUGUACAGAAAUGACUCCUAGUGGAUCAAAAUCACUGUCCUUAAUACAGAGGGUGAAAAUCUUCAUACAGAGGGUGUCCUGCUGACUGGAGUCUGGAAAGAGUCUCCAUUGUAUCAGUGAGUAAUCAUCAGGCCCGAUGAUGAUACACCUUGAUAAUUUGUGCCAGGUGAAUGGCAUUGUAUUGUGUACACUAGAUGUGUAUGGUUGUACACUAGGGGUGUAUGGUUACCGUAUAUAUAAUGUACAUACAAUAAAUAAUUUAUA
Messenger RNA from Lineus longissimus, 5343 nucleotides. RefSeq names its product golgin subfamily A member 1-like. Gene Ontology annotation, cellular component: Golgi apparatus. The coding region runs from base 103 to 2718 and encodes 871 amino acids. The transcript has 22 exons. NCBI's taxonomy places the organism in Eukaryota, Metazoa, Nemertea, Pilidiophora, Heteronemertea, Lineidae. The record is from RefSeq and is a predicted model, not a curated record.